GCGAGGCCGGCGAGGCGUUCCCCAGUUCGGUGGCCCUGCGCCAGCAGUCGCGCUCCAUGAGCUCGCUGCCGCCCGAGGCAUUCACCAUCAUGCGUAGCAAGGCGCUCAACACGCGCGUCAUCAUCAACGUGGGCGGCAUGCGGCAUGAGGUGCUCUGGUCGACACUGGAGCGGCUGCCUCACACCCGCCUCGGCCGGCUCAAGGAGUGCAACACGCAUGACGCCAUUAUGGAGAUCUGCGACGAGUACUCGCUGGUGGACAACGAGUACUUCUUCGACCGGCACCCGCGCUCCUUCAGCAGCAUCCUCAACUUCUACCGCACGGGCAAGCUGCCUGUGGAGGAGAUGUGCGUGAUGGCUUUCGGUGAGGACCUCGAGUACUGGGGCAUCGACGAGCUGUACCUCGUCUGCUGCCAGCACAAGUACCACCAGCGGCGCGAGCACGUACACGAGGAGAUGCGCAAGGAGGCGGACUCGCUCAAGACGAGCGACGAGGAGGAGUUCGGGUCGGGCCGCUGCGCGCAGUACCAGAAGUUCCUCUGGGACCUGAUGGAGAAGCCGACCACAUCGCUGGGUGCCCGGAUACUGGCCAUUAUAUCCAUACUUUUCAUCGUUCUCUCAACCACAGCGCUAGUGUUGAACACUUUGCCGACGCUGCAAAACAAGGAGGGUGGCGAUAAUCAGUACCUCGCACAGGUGGAGAUCGUGUGCAUUACGUGGUUCACGCUUGAGUAUCUAUUGCGCUUUGCCGCCUCUCCGAACAAGUGGCAGUUCUUCAAGGGUGCCAUGAACAUCAUAGACUUGUUGGCUAUCAUGCCGUUCUACGUGUCUCUCUUUCUCCUCGAGUCUAACAAGAAAGAGUCGCAGUUUGAAGACGUUCGCCGGGUCGUACAUUUCCGCAUCAUGAGGAUACUGCGAAUCCUCAAGCUAGCGCGCCAUUCCACCGGCCUACAGAGCCUGGGCUUCACCCUGCGCAACUCCUACAAGGAGCUCGGACUCCUGCUCAUGUUCCUGGCCAUCACCGUUUUGAUAUUCUCGAGCCUGUGCUACUUCGCGGAGAAGGAGGCAAAGAACACUGCGUACACGAGCAUUCCGGAGACAUUCUGGUGGGCCAUCAUCACGAUGACCACGGUCGGGUACGGCGACAUGCACCCGCACACCGCGCUGGGCAAGAUGAUCGGCGCCGUGUGCGCCAUCUGCGGCGUGCUGGUCAUUGCACUGCCCAUCCCCAUCAUCGUCAACAACUUCGCCGAGUUCUACAAGAACCAAAUGCGCCGCGAGAAGGCAAUGAAGCGUCGCGAGGCCCUCGAACGCGCCAAGCGCGAGGGCAGCAUCGUCAGCUUUCAUGACGUCAACCUGCGCGACGCCUUCGCCAAGUCCAUGGACAUCAUCGACGUCAUCGUGGACACAGGUGGGUGGAGAUGUCGUCCUUGCUGAUGUCGAGUGAAAUGACUAUCUAUCGCCAGGAUGGUUCAACUUGUUACAGGGUGCGAUGUUUACAGACACGGCUUCCGCACAUCGUGUAACCGGUCGUUUACAG
Pollicipes pollicipes is the source of this 1539-nucleotide messenger RNA. Its product is annotated as potassium voltage-gated channel protein Shab-like. NCBI's taxonomy places the organism in Eukaryota, Metazoa, Arthropoda, Thecostraca, Pollicipedomorpha, Pollicipedidae. The record is from RefSeq and is a predicted model, not a curated record. Gene Ontology annotation, cellular component: membrane; voltage-gated potassium channel complex. Gene Ontology annotation, biological process: action potential; potassium ion transmembrane transport; protein homooligomerization. Gene Ontology annotation, molecular function: protein binding; delayed rectifier potassium channel activity.